Messenger RNA from Colletotrichum spaethianum, 2196 nucleotides. RefSeq lists its product as uncharacterized. The transcript has a single exon. The record is from RefSeq and is a predicted model, not a curated record. The coding region runs from base 1 to 2196 and encodes 731 amino acids. NCBI's taxonomy places the organism in Eukaryota, Fungi, Ascomycota, Sordariomycetes, Glomerellales, Glomerellaceae.
AUGGGUUUCGACUUGGGGACUGUAGAGAGCAAUGGCUUCGUAGAUGGACCCACCUCGUCCUCUCGAGCCUGGGAUCGCGCCGUCGACCUCCCAUCUGAGGAUACGAGCCUGCACCUCUGCUCUAGACAUCGCGUUAUGAACCUGAGGCGCUCCGAUUUCGCGGCAAGACCUCAAGGGCAAGUGCUGCCGCCCGAUUGGCACUUUGGUACGCUCUGGGACGUCAUCCAGCGCAGCGAACAUUGUGUUUUCUGUAAGAUGAUUGCCUCCUCGGUCUCCACGGAUGCGUACAAGCGCGAGGUUGAAGUUCUAGGUUGCUGGGUCCCGGACGUAACAUACGAGGAAGUCGAUGCCAAGACUGAUGCAAAAGCCACCAUGAACACGAUGCGACUGCGUGUUGCGCCAGAGAUGGUGGGUUGGGAGGACGCCUUCGCCCCGUUUGAUAUUGUGCCUUUGGCCAAAGAUGGCGACAAUAUGUUCCAAGGCCGACGCUUCGAUGCAAAAUCGAUCGAUAUUGGACUUUUAAAAACAUGGCUACAGACCUGCGAGGACCAGCACCAGGUCGUCUGCUGGCGCGAGAAGAGGUCUACUGAUAAUCCUCCCGAACAGAAGGCCCGACCGAUCAACCCAUUCAUACGACUUCUCGACCUCGGAGAAAACUGUCUUGUUGAAAAAGCCGACAUUCCCGACUUUGUCGCGCUGAGCUAUGUUUGGGGCAAACGCGGCGUUGUGAACUUUACACUCACAACGAAUAACAUGGACGAACUAAUGAGACCUGGAGGACUUCUCGAAAACAUACCAAAGAUGCCGAAGACAAUUCAAGAUGCCAUCGAACUGACCAAAGCUGUUGGACACAGAUAUCUGUGGAUCGAUUCCCUAUGCAUCAUUCAAGAAGGCAAUUCGGAGGACAAAGGAGUGCAGCUCAAUCUGAUGGACGCCAUCUACCGGAGAGCCUCGUUUACCAUCGUAUCAGCCAACGGAGAAGAUGCCAACGCCAGGCUCUCUGGAGUUUGUGGCAUUGAUAGGAGAAAGGACCAGCACACCGCCGAGUAUUCGGAAGAGCUUACCCUGCUGUCUCUGGUACCCGACUUUGAGGAUGGCGUCGAGAAAAUUUUCUGGAACUCGCGUGGCUGGACAUACCAGGAACGCCUGCUGUCUCGUAGACUCAUCACGUUCACGGACGACACAGUCUAUUUCCAAUGCGGCCAGAUGACCUGCAGCGAGGAUUUCAACAUGCUUCGUGCCGACGUGACUCAGAGUGCUUCCCAACAGACCAUCACACUCUCCCGCGGAGAGGCACCGCCAACGCUAUCACGGCGGAGUCAGUAUCGCCUAGGCAUAUCGCCUGGAUACUACUAUCGCAUGGUGACGGAAUAUACUUCUCGAGAGAUGAGCCACGCCGACGACAGGGUGAACGGGUUCAAGGGUAUUCUCAACGUCAUUGAGAAAGCCACCGCUUACAAGGACGUGUUCGUAUGGGGUACAUGGGCAAAGGAACUGCUUGCAUACUCGCUUCUAUGGCAGCCACGACAGGAACUUUCCAGAGUUUACAAAUACAAGUCCGACCCGCCGCUUCCGAUCUACCCAACAUGGUCGUGGGCAGGAUGGACGGGAGCGGUCAAAUUCGACGAUCUCUACGACUGGAACGGCUUGCCACCUUUGAAGAGCCCAUUCGAUAGGGUUCGACCGGCAGAAUGGGGUGUCACUGUUGAGCUUAACAAAACUGGUAACCAGCCAGAAGACAACUACCACUUGCGACUGCGAACAAGGGUGGGAAAGUUCAGGUUGACUCUACACGAUAGAAGCGGCGCUCUGAAAGCGCCCUCGUUACCAGACGUCAAGGGGCCUUACCCUGUGAGAUUCGGUGUUACGCACGUUGACGCACCACUUAACGGGGGCGAAGAGGAGUGGCUUGGCACUAUUCUGAUGCCUAAAGAGCACCGACAACUGAAGCGGCUGCAAGAGACGUAUGAGUUUGUUGUCCUUUCUGACUCAUAUGGGUUCUCGGGCGAGGAGCUCUCGAGGCAUGCUUCUCAGAAGCCCUGGGAUGUUGUUGACGUUAUGCUGAUCUUCAGAACGGCGACAAGCGUGAGUGACCUUGGCAGUCUCCCCGUUGUUCAAAGAGCCGGGGUGGGCAGAAUCCUCAAAUCAGCAUGGGACAAUGCCCCAUUAGAGUUGCAGGAGAUGUUAGUUGAAUGA